UUAUUUUUUUAUUUUGUUGCUUUUGAAAUUUGUUUCCAUUUAUAAAAUAAAAGUGUUUUUUUUUUGCUUCUAAUUCGGUAAAAUUAUUAAAUGACCACAAUAGAAACAUCAAGAAAUCCGCUUUUAAGUGAAAAUGAUAUCAAGUUGAAUUAUGAAAUAUCGUGCGAAUCGGACGAUAGUGAAAAUGAAAUUCCUUAUCAUGCCAGAGAACAUGCACAGCCAUUUACAUAUGGCAACUUACCAAAAGGUUUCAAAAGAAGUGAUCUUAACCAUGUAGAUAUAGAGGAACUGCCAGAGUCUUCAAAGGCCCCUAAAACAUCACAUUUUCUACCACCUAGUCCUCCUGUACAGAGGCGUGAUUUUAAUCAUGUCAGUAUCGAAGAGCUACCAGAGUCUCCAAAAGCUAAUAAGGCACCAGCUAUGUUACCUCCUAGUCCCUCAAUGUUGAGAAGAUCCGGACGUCCGAGCAUUUCUCCAUCGAGACCGGUUUUGAAGAAGACACCGUCACGUGAAGAAUUUGAGGAAAUGUUAAGAGAACGUAGAGAACAGUCAUUGAGAGAACAAAACCAUGCCCUUAAGGAGGCUCAAAAUGCUGCCAUACAAAAAGAUUUGGACGAACUUCAAGAGAAAUUAAACAAACGAACCUUGCAGUUCAAGUCAUAUGAUGCAACUGACGGUUAUAAGGAAAAUCUCUGUAGAGAGAUAGUCAAACAUGUUGAGACAAUCGAUUUGCCGGAUGAAAAAGAUCAUGAUAAUACCAGUAAAUGUGGCAUGUCUACAGCUGUAGUUGAGGCACCCAGUAAGUACGAACCUGCACUUAUACUAGCUGAACCUGGUCGGCCGGAAACACCAGCUUUCCCAGUAUCAAACAAAUCUACAAUUGAAGAACGUUGUGUUAGUCCCUACCCCAUGGUAACACCUGGCUCCCCCUCACUUCAGCGAGAGCAAACGGUAACGAUCAACACUAAAGAACGUCGUUCACCUCUCAAGCUACCUGCAUUAAUUUCGAGUAACCAAAAGGCGAAAGUCGCUAACAAAAAUAAUCCAGAAACACCACAUGAUGUGGCACCACAUUUAGUGAAAUUUGCCAGAGAUUCAUCGGAAUAUUGGUAUAAACCACAUAUGACACGAGAGGAAGCCGUUGCUCUACUACGACAAGCUCCACCUGGAACAUUUAUCAUACGCAACUCAACAACAUACAAAAAUGCCUUUGGUUUGGUAUUAAGGGUGUAUAAACCCCCACAGGGUGUAGCAGUACCUGAAACGAAUACGAACAGCGAUGUACUAGUACGCCAUUUUCUUUUAGAACCAACUACUCGAGGAGUACGACUAAAAGGUUGUUCCAAUGAACCCACGUUUACGUCACUAUCGGCCUUAGUCUACCAGCACUCUAUCAAUCAGCUGGCUCUGCCCUGCAAACUCAUUAUACCGACUAGAGACUUAAUGCUCACGCCCGAAGAUGCCGAACUGAUUCACAGUCAAAAACAAUUGCUUGAACAAGGAGCUGCUUGCAACGUUUUAUACUUAUUUAGCAUGAAUAUGGAGUCAUUGACCGGUGACGAAGCCAUACGCAAAACAGUCCAUGAAAUGUAUGCACAAUCAGCUUUACCGUCACCUAUAGAAGUACAUUUCAAGGUAUCGCAAAACGGCAUUACACUGACAGACAACAAGAGACUAAUGUUCUUUCGGCGACAUUAUACACCAAACAACAUUUCCCAUAUCGCCAUGGAUCCCGAUAAUCGCUUUUAUACUGUUUUAACAUACGAUGCCGGAUUCGAACGCACCCUCAAUAAAUCCAUAUUUGCAUUUGUGGCACGUCCCCCUACUGGCGGCAGAGACAAUCAGUGUCACAUAUUUUGUGACCUUGCUUCAACACAGCCAGCUUCAGCGAUAGUAUCAUUCGCCCACAAGGUGCUGCGAUUCAAUAAGAAUAGUCAUCAAAUGUUAUAGAAUAAGUGUUGUUUUAGUAACCACAUACUACUUUUUUAU
Calliphora vicina (urban bluebottle blowfly) is the source of this 1989-nucleotide messenger RNA. Its product is annotated as tensin-1-like. Bases 91 to 1950 code for a protein of 619 amino acids. Gene Ontology annotation, molecular function: protein binding. Lineage: Eukaryota; Metazoa; Arthropoda; Insecta; Diptera; Calliphoridae. Gene Ontology annotation, cellular component: focal adhesion. The record is from RefSeq and is a predicted model, not a curated record. The transcript has a single exon.